ACGGGGUCCCGCUGGGCUUGGCCUCGCCGCCCCGAGCAGCACUGUGCCUCGCAAACCCGGCCCCAGGUUAUUUUCAGAACAAUUGGUUGGCCGGGCUUCAAAAAUGUCUCGGGCUUGUUUUUGGAGGAGACCAAAAUCUGCAAGCCGUCAGCACGGGACGAGCAUGGCGGGGUGCCGGAGCAGCCGGCGGGAGCGCGGCUUGGCCAGGGUGGCAGGUCCUGUGCCAGGGCAGAGCUGGGCUGGAUGGGGCCCCAUGCACAAUGGUGCAGGAACCAUCCAGGGGCUGCAAACCACUUCCCCUGGGAAGGGGAAACCACGAGGCAGUGUGUGCCCAAGCCUCUGGGAGGGGAGCGAAGCCCUGGGCUGGGAACGGGAUGGCUGCCGGGCGUAUGGAGGUGGUGGAUAGCAAAUUAUUUUCUAUUUGUCCUUGUGAAUCCCAAAUUUGCCGUCCACCUUUCAGUGAAGCUCUUCCAGGAAGGCAGCCUGGGCCCUGCUCCAGCCUCUUGGGUGCUGCCCAAGGUAGACGUGCGGGUCGUGCCUGGCCUCCCACCCUCUCUCCGAGCCCCUUCCUUUGCACCCAACGCGUGCUGGCGGGCGAACCCCGGCUCCCCCAGUCUCUGCCGUCCCACUUUUAUUGAUUCCUAGCUUAUAUGAAAGGAGCGGAGAGGGCAAGGAUUGAUUCUAGGCAAAUACUACAAAGGCAUCUACAGUUGCGGCUGGGAAGGACCUGGUUCGCUGUAAUUAUCGUAGUUAAAAUAUAACUUAAUGAAAAUGCUACCUCUGUCCCCUGGGCUCCCGUGUCCUCCGAACGCUGGCGUGGGUGGCCAGAGGUCCCCGCGGGGUGCGUGUCCCAGGUCUGGUGGCACGAGGGGGACCCAACGUGGCGUUAGCAUGGCCGGUGCUUGACUUCCUUGCCCCACGGAGAGCCGAAUUCGGCAGCCGGCGUUGGAAUUAACUGUGCUGGGGUUUGCUGCCUGCACCGCUGGCAGAGGCAUGUGUGCGGGAUCCCCAUCGCAGCCCUGCCUGCACGCUGCUGCCUGCUUUCCAUCCACUGGCUACUCUUCCCCAGGGAUCCCGAGGUGCUGCAGAGCUGGAGAGCCCCUGGGAGCCGUGUCCCGGCAGCCCCCCACCCCUCAGCACACGGCUGCACAUCCCGGAGACACCAUGAUCCCCAGCACAGGCCCCCGGGGCUGCUGCCUGCUCAUGCUGCUCUGCCUUCUCCCCUGCCCGCGGGUCUGGGCGGGCAGGGAUGCCGCGGGACUGGAGCUCUCCGCAGCCUCCUUCCUGCAGGAUCUCCUCCAGCGGUAUGGCGAGAGUGAAACUCUGAGCCUGAAGCAGCUCAAGGCCCUGCUGAACCGCCUGGAUGUGGGAGUGGGGCACGCCAAUGUCUCCCAACCGCCGCAGCAGAGGGUGAACCUCUCCCGGUGCUUCAGCUCCGUUGAGCUUUUCGCCAUCCACAACCUGAGCGAGGGCUCCGCCGUGGGGCACAGCGAGUUCAAGGAGUUUUGCCCCACCAUCCUGCAGCAGCUGGAGUCAGGGGCGUGCGCCUCUGAGAACCUGGAAAAUGAGGAAAACGAGCAGACAGAGGAGAGCAGACCCAGCUCGGCCGAAGUGUGGGGCUUUGGUUUUCUCAGUGUGUCAAUGAUUAACGUGGCCUCCCUGCUCGGAGUCUUCAUCGUACCGUGUACCGAGAAGGCAUUUUUCAGCCGGGUCCUCACGUUUUUCAUCGCACUCUCCAUCGGCACGCUGCUCUCUAACGCGCUCUUCCAGCUCAUCCCAGAGGCGUUUGGAUUCAAUCCUCAAGAAGAUUAUUACGUUUCCAAAUCCGCCGUGGUGUUCGGGGGCUUCUACCUCUUCUUCUUCACGGAGAAGGUCCUGAAGAUGCUCCUGAAGCAGAAGGACCAGCAUCACCACGGGCACAGCCACUACGGCCCCGAGGCUCUGCCUUCCAAGAAGGACCAGGAGGAGGGGAUCACGGAGAAGCUGCAGAACGGGGACCUGGACCACAUGAUCCCGCACAUAACCAGCGAGUUGGAGUGCAAGACCCCCUCUGGGGACGAGAAGGUUGUGGUGGGCUCCCUCUCUGUCCAGGAUCUGCAGGCCUCCCAGAGCGCGUGUUACUGGCUGAAGGAGGUGCGGUACUCCGACAUCGGCACGCUGGCGUGGAUGAUCACCCUCAGUGACGGCCUCCACAACUUCAUCGACGGGUUGGCCAUCGGGGCCUCUUUCACCGUCUCCGUCUUCCAAGGGAUCAGCACCUCCGUGGCCAUCCUCUGCGAGGAGUUCCCGCACGAGCUGGGGGACUUUGUCAUCCUGCUGAACGCCGGGAUGACCAUCCGCCAAGCGCUCUUCUUCAACUUCAUCUCUGCCUGCUGCUGCUACGUGGGCUUGGCCUUUGGCAUCGUGGCCGGCAGCCACUUCUCUGCCAACUGGAUCUUUGCGCUGGCCGGAGGGAUGUUUCUGUACAUUGCGCUGGCUGACAUGUUCCCUGAAAUGAAUGAAGUCAGCCAGGAGGACGAGCAGAACGGCAGCAUGCUGAUCACCUUCGCCAUCCAGAAUGCAGGGCUGCUGACGGGGUUCACCAUCAUGGUGCUGCUGACCAUGUACUCCGGCCAGAUCCAGAUAGGGUAGGACCAGCCCGACUCACAGCCCUGUUCCAGUUUUUCCGCUUGUUUUUUUGUUUGGUUGG
Molecule: messenger RNA, 2689 nt
Organism: Harpia harpyja (harpy eagle)
Lineage: Eukaryota; Metazoa; Chordata; Aves; Accipitriformes; Accipitridae
Gene: SLC39A14
Product: solute carrier family 39 member 14
Exons: 9
Coding region: 994-2631 (545 amino acids)
Biological process (GO): intracellular zinc ion homeostasis; zinc ion import across plasma membrane
Cellular component (GO): membrane
Molecular function (GO): zinc ion transmembrane transporter activity
Source: RefSeq, a predicted model, not a curated record